GAAACGGUGAAGGCUAGUCCAUAUUCCUUUCACCAAGUUGAUCAAGCAUAUAACAACGAUGGAAUUUUUGACUACAAUCCUCCUUGGAAUCCGCUCCUAGCAUCGAAUUCAGAGCAUCAGUCUAAUCUCCUAAGUGCAUGCACCUUUAUCAGCGCUCCAAAUUUAGAAAAUGAUUUUGAUCACCAGUACUUUUCGCAUUUGGGAGGGCAAUUCACUGAGGACACCGCUAGUUCAAAGGAAUGCUCCAUAUCUUCUCCGGUAUUGAAAUACAGGUUAUCAACAAGGCCAGACUUAAUGUAAUCCCUUGCUGAUGAAGAACAGAUGACUACUAGUAAUGAUAAUAUGUUCUCAUCCGACUCUGAGAGCUGGCUAUCUGAAAUGGGAGACAAUUCCACGUCUGGGAGGUUAUCUUCAUCAAGUAGUAUUUCUCUUGGGUUGUUUACGUGUAGCCGUUGCAAUAAAAAAUUCCAUCUAGAACGAGAGUUGAGAAAACAUCGAAAAGCUCACUUGACCGACAAUCAAAAGCCGUAUCCAUGUCCAAUAUGCGGCAAAGCCUUUUUGUAUCCAAAGGAUCGAACUCGACAUAAAGCUUCUGUGCAUGAUGAUGCAAAAGAAAAAGAAAGGGCAUCAUCUUCAGCACGCUUCUGUCCAGUGAGCGAUUGUCCAAGACAGGAGCACGGCUUUUCAAGAUCGGCCGAUUUGGUGAGACAUUUACGAACGGUGCAUGCUAAACCUGAACAACAAGGUAUCGUUGCGUACAGGUGCACGUCAGAUAAUUGCCCAACACCUCAGAAGAGAUGGUAUCGUCUGGAUAAUCUACACCUGCAUAUACGACGGGUACAUGGCGAUGAAAAAGAACACGCUUUGAUUGAAAAGUCGAAAAGAAAUGCGUUGGAUAUGUAUACUCAGGAAUUUGAGUGCGAAAAUAUAUCGACAUUUAAUGCAAAGCAAUGGGAGCCCAGCAAAUAGACACAGCAUUGAAUAUGGUAAACCGGCACUUCCAUAAGUAUAAUGCCGAUUGGCAGUGAUUCGGCACAUAACGAACUUGACCACAUCCACAUGUAUAUCGUGUCUUUCUCGGAUUUCAUAAGGAACUAUAUUAUUAAUAUAGAAGCUGCCAUAUAAUCAACAUCAAUUGAUACUCAGUCUUCAAGGCCGAAUAAAAGAAAUACUUGUUGACUACCACUUCUAAGAAUUGAAUAGUAAAGAAAAGAAGUUUGCAAACUUUCGGGAU
Talaromyces proteolyticus is the source of this 1234-nucleotide messenger RNA. RefSeq lists its product as uncharacterized. Gene Ontology annotation, molecular function: sequence-specific DNA binding; DNA-binding transcription factor activity, RNA polymerase II-specific. Gene Ontology annotation, biological process: regulation of transcription by RNA polymerase II. The record is from RefSeq and is a predicted model, not a curated record. The transcript is spliced from 4 exons. The coding region runs from base 322 to 969 and encodes 215 amino acids. NCBI's taxonomy places the organism in Eukaryota, Fungi, Ascomycota, Eurotiomycetes, Eurotiales, Trichocomaceae. Gene Ontology annotation, cellular component: nucleus.